Molecule: messenger RNA, 1872 nt
Organism: Microcebus murinus (gray mouse lemur)
Lineage: Eukaryota; Metazoa; Chordata; Mammalia; Primates; Cheirogaleidae
Source: RefSeq, a predicted model, not a curated record
AUGGCGGGAAUCCUCGAUCAGCCGCCUUUCCGGACUGUUAUCGCCACAAAUGCCAUCCUGGUUGCCAUCGGGGCUGCACAGCUCCACCACCGGCCCAGGUCUCCAGCAUCCAAAACCUCCGAAGCUGGAACCCUACUCAGUCACUGGCCCCAUUGUAUCUCUCCUUAUGGGCAGUUACCUGGGCUUCAACUCGGCCAUGGCUCCGAACCCGCCCCACAGCACAGACCUGCGAACAGGCUGCCAAACUGGGAUCCUGCCAAUCCCACCACAUGGCUGGUUAAUGAGGCUUGGAGGCGCUUUCCCAUGAAGAGGUCCCACAAUUCCAUGAUGGGGCCUCUUCCCUCAGAAUGGGGGGAAAGUUACUUAAAGCGGAGUAUUUGGUUUCUUCGGCACCCAAGGGGAAUUCGGAGCCCAGUAACCGUUGAGCUCACUCCUCCUGACCGGAGAGUGCCUCCUUCCAUUUCUUGGGCAGAUGUAGUCAGCUCUGCGGGGCCCUCAUCCUCUGAGAAGGCCCGAGACCCGUGUGCAAAGGAGACAGUGCUGAGGGCCCUCAGAGAGUGCAGAAAGGGGAGAGUGAGGUUGGAAGAACAACUAUUCCCUUAGAACUUGGACAGGAAGAGGAAGAGUCCAGAGACCAGACUAUCUGCAUUUAAGCCCCUGAUGAAAACUGGAGCCCUCGCUUCAUUUGUGCCCAGGCCUGGGCCUCUGGAGAGAAGCCUCCUCUGGAGCUCAGACCACAGCUUGACUAAGAGGCCCAGUUGCUCCUCUAUGAGUUCCUUGGCCAGCGUACACACAGGUGGCCCCCUCAGCUCCAAAAGGAAUGCUAUUACCAGCUGUUACAGCUCUUCCAGAAAUUUCUCAGAGCCUUAAAAAAGAAGUGUUCUCAGUGCAUCAUGCCAGAUACCAGAGUGACCAGUAAAAAAGAAAGAAAAGAGUCACUGUCACUCUCUAAUCCCUCUAGUAUUAGACAGUGAGUCCCCAGGAACAUCUGAAAGUUCUGGAAAGCAAAAUCAGAAGAUUUCGCUGCUGCUGUCUAGCCCUGGGAACUUGCUUUCUGUGACUCCUCCUUCCCAACGUGGUUAUGCAGUCCCCGAAGAAGCUCUGACCUUGGGGAAGAAAGCUAGGGUACAAUGGAGCAACAAAGCCAGAAAAGAAACAACUGAGGCCACCACAGACCCUGUCCCUGAGACUUCGCCUGCUAUUCAUACUUCCAUGUCUCUUACUCAGCCUCCUUCAGUGACGGCUCUAACCAAGAGUACUAAUGCUCAGUUGGAAAACUUAAAGAAAAUGAAGUCUCCAGGUCCACUGACCUCCCCACAGUCUCCUGGAGACGCAACCAGUAUGGCCCAUUCACCUCUGAAGACACCCAGCCUACUGACCCCACAUGAGUGCUCAGAGCUCCUUCCAAGCAUUUCUCCAGACUCAAAGUCCACAGCUACUUUCAUCCUGCUGACCACCACCUCCCCCACAUUAGCAGUCACUGACAUCGUUCGGCCACCUUCAACCUCUCAGGCUGACAGGUCUGCCAUGCCCCCAGACUCACCUGCCACUACCCCUGCAGGACCCAACGUGCAAAGUACUUUGUUUGGAAUGAGUAGCCUAACUCACCAUCUUCCUGCAUCUGCACUUCCCUCUGCAACUUCUGCUCACCCCAUGUUACGACCCAUUUUGCUCUUGCUUAAUUGCUCUAACUAGAACUUCCAGUACAAUGUUUAAUGGCAGUGGUGAACAUAGAUAUCCUUGCCUUGUUGCUGAUCUUAGGAGGAAAGACUUCAGUCUUUAACCAUUGACUAUGAUGCUGUGGAUUUUUCAUGAAUGUCCAUUAUCAUAUUAAGAAAAUUCCUUUUUAUUCCUAGUUUUCUGAGCAGUUUU